Hipposideros armiger (great roundleaf bat) is the source of this 3876-nucleotide messenger RNA. RefSeq names its product cellular repressor of E1A stimulated genes 2 (gene CREG2). NCBI's taxonomy places the organism in Eukaryota, Metazoa, Chordata, Mammalia, Chiroptera, Hipposideridae. The transcript has 4 exons. The record is from RefSeq and is a predicted model, not a curated record. The coding region runs from base 196 to 1044 and encodes 282 amino acids.
GGUCUUCCAGUAGCCUCGACUUUUCCAAGUGGCGUGCGGCUGCCAGGGUCCGCAGCUGGGGACCCCGCCCCGGAAUCCUGCGACGGAGGGAAGCUGGCGCCAUCUCCCCGCAUUCGCCGCCGGGGGGCGCUGCCGCCCUCGUCGGCCUCCGGCGCGUUGCUGGCGGUCCCCGCGGCCCCACGCGCUGCCUGCAAGAUGUCUGUGAGCCGCGGCCAAAGGCCGGCGGGGCCCGGGAUCCACCUCUCCUGGCUGCUGUGCUGCAGCGCCCUGCUGUCCUCGGCCGCGGGCUACGUUAUUGUGAGCUCGGUGUCCUGGGCCGUCACCAACGAGGUGGAUGAGGAGCUGGACAGCGCCUCCACCGAGGAAGCAAUGCCGGCGCUGCUGGAGGACUCGGGCAGCAUCUGGCAACGUAGAUUCCCGGCCUCCGCGCACAAAGAGGACGCGCACCUGCCGCCCCCCGCGGGCACCGCCCGCGCCCGGCCGUCCCCGGCGCCGCCGGGAAUGUUCUCUUACAGGCGCGAGAGCGGUCGGAGGCUGCGCCCGAGUACCGCCCGCUUCCUGGCGCACGUCAGUGCCUGGGGCUGUCUGGCCACCGUGUCGGCGCACGAGAAGAUCCCAGGACUGCCGUUUGGGAACUGCGUGCCCAUCAGUGAUGGCCCCUUGAACAACAGCACUGGGAUUCCUUACUUCUAUGUGACACCCAAGGACCCUGUGGUGGCCAAUCUGAUGAAGAACUCCAUGGCCUCACUCCUGCUGCCAGAAUCAGAAGGAGAGUUCUGCAGAAAGAAUAUCGUGGACCCGGAAGAUCCCCGCUGUGCCCGAUUAACACUCACUGGCCAGAUGACGGCAGUGUCUCCGGAAGAAGUGGAAUUUGCCAAACAAGCCAUGUUCUCAAGACACCCGGUUAUGAGGAAGUGGCCUCGUCAGUAUGAGUGGUUCUUUAUGAAGAUGAGGAUAGAACACAUCUGGCUUCAGAAAUGGUAUGGAGGAGUAGCGGACAUUUCGAGGGAGGAAUAUUUCAAAGCAGUUCCAAGAAAGGCCUGACCUAGGGAGAAGAAAGUCCUCGGUGUUUGCAGAAAAUGAAAACCUUUUAAGCGAUGCUGCCAGACAGCUACUGAUUGCUGUCUCUUUGUGGAAGAUUCCUAGCAGCCCUGUCAUCCUCACAGCAGAAUGGGAGAGGGUGGCCAGGUGAACGUGGUCAUUUGCAAAGCCGCAGUUCACAAAGGUACUUCAUGUGUAUCAUCUUUGUUCACAGUGUAUUCAGUCCAGACUCACCUAUUUGAGAAUCACUGUUGAUGUCAAAGUGUUAUGUUGAGACAGUUUCUGUUCCAUUCUUUAAGACAAAAAAAAAAAGGCCUGUAUGUACAAUGUCUUUGCUUUGUAUUGUGAGAGUAUUUUUGUUGCUUGCUGUAUCCAAAAGGAUGUCUUGGUCCUAAGCUCACUGCAACCACAAAGGAACUAAAUACACCUCCCGCAGCCACAAUCUCAUCUUUAGGGUGACGGUGUAGGACCAUUUGUCUGCGGAUUACUCAUCGUGCUACUGGAUUGCAAAUGCAUUAUGAAGUCACAUUUGCUGGAAUGUAUCGGUCACUUGCGAAGCUUUUUUCCCUCUGGUAUGAUGAACCACGUGAGGACACACCGAGUUUCGCACACAGGCCUGUUCUAUGUAAGCAGGACAUGGAGAUGCAUUAAUGGGGAGGGGCAGUUUUGGCAGGAAGCUCCCCACCAUCCCCACAGCUACCGCUUCUGACAGAAGGUUCCUUUUUCUCAGGCAUGAGGAGUGGAAUCCAAAAUAAGAAACACCUCAUUCUGUGCUGUACAGAGAGGAGAGGGACAGGGUGAACCUGGGAAGGAAGCAAAGGCAACAUGUAAGAGAAGGAAGGAAGGAGGUCAGUAGCGGAAGUCACGCUCCCUGCCCUGCCUGGGUCCAGGUCCUUGACGGGGUCAUCUCAUGUAAGCCUUACAACCAAUGAGAAGCGUUUUAUCAUUGCCACUGACAGACAAGAAAACUGAGGCUCGGAGAGGCCAAGUGAGCAUUCCAAGGUCUGACUCCAGACCUCACUGCACACAAUGAACAGAGUUCAUUGAUUUCAUAAAAGAUUUCCAAUGUAAAUGUAACAAAAGAGUUACUGAAGUGCACAGAUAGUCAAUGAACCAAGAAAAUCAGUAAAGUGAUGACUAACUAACCUGUGUGUAGAUGAUUUGACACGACUUUCUUAAAAAAGAAAAAAUAUAGUCUCUGAAAUUUGAUUCUCACUACAGAUUUAAAAUUCUCUAUGAAUUAUAUGCAGGAGCUCCUGGUGUUGGCAAGAAACUAUGUUGUAUACCUGUGUACACAUCCAAAGCCUACGUGGACCUAUGUGAACAAAUCUAAGAACUUGUAUAUUAACAUCAACAAAAGAUCUAGCAGUCCCUGGUUUUCUGUUCUUUCUGUAAUGGAUAUAAACACUCUUUGAUGUACUAGAUAUGUUGUGUAACAUAAAAACACAUGGCUAUAUAUAGGAGAUAUACAUUUUUAAAAUAAAUAAAAGUGUUACUAUGGUUACACUUUUGUUUAAAAAAUUAAGACAUGAAGAGGGUUUGAGUUGUCUGAACAUUUUUAAGUGCCUGUUACUAAAAGCGUAGGAAGAUGCACAGAAUUCUUUAUUUAUCAAAAGCCAAGUCUCAAGAGUUCCUAACAAUGGCAAUUUUUAACAUAUAAGAAUAAGGUUACUGAGGAUAUUUUAUAUUUUCAGAGUGUAAAAUUAUGCUGCCCCCAUUUUAUAGAAAAGAAGGGAAAACUGGAUGAACACACCAAACACUCCAUAAGUCAACCUCAGACCUUAAUUCUCUGAGCAUCACUGCCCCUUGGUCCUGUCUUAUGGAUACUGUUCCUGUGCUAGGUUUGCUUUUAUAAUCAGGUUCCCCAUUAAAAGUCACUGUGCUGCUUCCAGGGGCUUUGCAGUGUAGGUGCCAUUUAUAACCACUGACGCAUGUUAUCAGUUAUUGAUCCAAAUUACAGGAAAUGAAAUCUGAACAGGUUGGAUGAUUAAGAAGAGUGUUGAAAACACAUCUGUUUGAGACUGUUGGGCCCCAUUUAAGGCAGUAAUACCUAGAAAAUUCCAAAUAAUCUAUUUAAAACAAAACAACAACAACAACAACAAAAACAAAAAGAAACCUCUUAGGACUAGCAAGUGAGUUUAGUAAGGUGUCAGGCUACAAGAUCAGCCCACAAAAUUUAAUCACAUUUCUAUACAUUAACAAUGAAUAAAGUGGAAACCAAAAUUAAAAACACAGUACAGUUUAGAAUCACUCCAAAGUAAAUAAAUACUUAGGUAUAAAUUUAGCAAAACAUGAACAGGAUCUAUAUGCUGAAAAUUAAAAGAUGCUAAUGAAAGAAAUAAAAGAUCUAAAUAAAUGAAGAGACAUACCAUGUUCAUAGAUUUGAAGACACAAAACAGUCAAGAUAUCAGUUCUCCCCCAGAUUCAUCUAUAGGUUUAAUGCAAUUUCUAUCAAAAUCCCUACAAGGUUUUUGUAGACAUCCUCGUAUUCAAACUUCUUAAAGUUUCAAGGCACAGGCCUUGGAAUAGCUAAAACCAUCUUGUAAAAGAAGAAUGAGUAGGAGAAAGCACCCUACCAAAUAUAAAGAUUUAUUAUGUAGCUACAGUUAUCAAGACAAUGUGGUUUUGGUGGAGUCAGAGGCACAUAGAUCAAUGGAACACUAUAGAGAAUCUAGAAAUAGAUCCAUACAAAUAUGCUCAAUUGAUUUUUUUUAAACAUACAAAAGUAAUUCAAUGGAAAGAGGAUAAGCCUUUUCAAUAAAUGUGCUGCAGCGAUGGGAUAGCCAUGGGCAAAUAAAAAGAACAUCAACUUAAACCUCAUACCUUAUACAAAAA